CAGCCCCAGCCGUUCUUUCACACACAACGCGCCCCCCCCCCCCCGCCCGAGUCGCUUUCCGUUUUUAUUUAUCUUCGUCGCGCACGCGCCUUGCUUCCCCCUCGCCAGGCUGAGAGGCGAGAGCGGCAGUCCCGUUGGUUGGUGUCCGCCGCCCGCGCACCCUUUCUCCCCCCCCGCCCCUCCCUUUUUUGACGCCGGCGGGGGCGGCCCAAGAUGGCGGCUGCGGAGCUGCUGCUGACGGCGGCGGCGAGGAGGAGCCCGGCCCGGCGCGAGCGACAAUAGGCGAGGCGAGAGACGACGGAGAGCCGCGGCGACGGGCGCCCGGGUCUAGCAUGGUCGGGGCCCGACGCCGCCUGCCCCCCUCCGCUGCCCCAACCUGACCGGAACUGCCCCGUCGGCCGCCAGCAUGGGCGAGAGGCUGGAGCUCCGGCUCAAGUCGCCCGUCGGGGCCGAACCGGCCGUCUACCCCUGGCCCCUCCCUGUAUACGACAAACACCACGAUGCUGCUCAUGAAAUCAUUGAAACAAUUCGGUGGGUCUGUGAAGAAAUUCCAGACCUCAAGCUUGCUAUGGAAAACUACGUUUUAAUUGACUACGAUACAAAAAGCUUCGAAAGCAUGCAAAGGCUUUGUGACAAAUACAAUCGCGCCAUUGAUAGCAUUCACCAGUUGUGGAAAGGAACCACCCAGCCCAUGAAACUGAACACCCGCCCCUCCAAUGGACUUCUCCGCCACAUCCUACAGCAGGUGUACAACCACUCAGUAACAGACCCAGAAAAACUUAACAACUAUGAGCCCUUUUCUCCAGAAGUAUACGGAGAAACCUCCUUUGACUUGGUGGCCCAGAUGAUAGACGAGAUAAAAAUGACGGAAGAUGAUUUGUUUGUGGACUUGGGCAGUGGUGUGGGUCAAGUGGUUCUGCAAGUCGCUGCGGCCACAAACUGCAAACAUCACUAUGGGGUGGAGAAAGCUGAUAUUCCCGCCAAAUACGCAGAGACCAUGGACAAAGAAUUCAGAAAGUGGAUGAAAUGGUAUGGGAAAAAACACGCAGAAUACACACUGGAAAGAGGUGAUUUCCUCUCGGAAGAAUGGCGAGAGAGAAUUGCUAACACAAGCGUCAUAUUUGUGAAUAACUUUGCCUUUGGACCUGAGGUAGAUCACCAACUGAAGGAACGAUUUGCGAACAUGAAAGAAGGUGGCCAGAUUGUAUCGUCAAAACCUUUUGCACCGCUACACUUUAGAAUAAACAGUCGAAACUUGAGCGAUAUUGGCACUAUAAUGAGAGUUGUGGAAUUGUCACCACUGAAAGGGUCUGUUUCGUGGACCGGGAAACCAGUUUCUUACUACCUGCAUACUAUCGAUCGAACCAUACUUGAAAACUACUUCUCUAGUCUCAAAAAUCCAAAACUCAGGGAGGAACAAGAGGCAGCUAGGCGCCGGCAGCAGAGAGAGAACAAGAGCAACACGACAACUCCAACGAAAGUCCAAGAAAACAAGGAGGAUGGUGCUGAAGAAGAGAAGAUUCCUGGGGCCAACACCGUCAAAAAGCCAUCUCCGUCCAAAGCGCGCAAGAAGAAGCUGAGCAAAAAGGGAAGGAAAAUGGCAGGCAGGAAGCGCGGGCGCCCCAAGAAGAUGAACGUUGUGAAUCCCGAGCGCAAGACCAAGAAGAACCAAACCGCACUGGAGCUUCUUCACGCUCAAACCAUAUCGCAAACUUGCUCAUCCUCUCCUCAGGGGAGCUCAUUCGAGAGCCAGGGGGCCACCACGGAAGAGUUCCUGCUCCAGCUCUCUACUGGCCACACCUGCCCAAGGGAGGAGACUCAGAGCAGGAACAAUGAGCCGGCUCAUAUUGAUGCAUACAGGUCACCUCAUAGUCCAUUUUACCAACUACCUCCUAAAGUGCAGCGGCAUUCAUCAAACCAGCUGUUGGUGACUCCUACCCCACCUGCACUACAGAAGCUGCUAGACUCCUUCAAGAUCCAGUACAUGCAAUUCAUGGCAUACAUGAAGACCCCUCAGUACAAAGAGAGCCUUCAGCAGCUGUUGGAACAGGAAAAGGAGAAGAAUACCCACUUGCUGGGGAAAGCACAGCAGUUGUUUACUCAUUGCCAAGCUCAGAAAGAAGAAAUUAAGCGACUGUUCCAGCAGAAGCUAGACGAGCUGGGAGUUAAGGCUUUGACCUACAAUGACCUUAUUCAAGCUCAGAAAGAGAUCUCUGCUCACAACCAGCAGCUUAAGGAGCAGACCAAGCAGCUGGAGAAAGAUAAUGGUGAACUCAGGAACCAGAGCCUGCAGCUGCUGAAGGCCAGGUGCGAAGAACUGAAGCUUGAUUGGUCGACACUGUCACUGGAGAAUCUGCUGAAAGAAAAGCAGGCGCUGAAGAACCAGAUUUCUGAGAAGCAAAAGCAUUGCUUGGAAUUACAGAUCAGCAUUGUGGAACUCGAGAAGAGCCAAAGGCAGCAGGAGCUCCUGCAGCUGAAAUCGUGCAUGCCCCCCGACGAAUCGCUUCCGUCGCAGCCGCGCCACAAAAACCACCUGACCCGCAAGCCGGAGCCUGACCACAGCAUGUUCCCACUGGAACUGGAGACCCCCAAGUUCCCAGUGCCCCAGAUGAACGGCAUGAGCCCCGAACUGUCAAUGAACGGCCACGCUACCCCGUAUGAGAUCCACAAUGCUCUUGGCAGACCCUUCUCCAAGCAGGGUACCCCACAGUAUGCAGCGUCCCACCUGGACCAAGAUAUUGUCCCUUGUACCCCAAACCACCACUGUAGGCAGAAGCCGGACAAGUCCGCUAGCUUGUCCUUGCCAGAUUACACCAGGUUCUCCCCAGCUAAGAUAGCCCUUCGGAGGCACCUGAACCAGGACCAUACAGGCAGUGGGAAAUCAGCAAGUAAUGAAAACCACCAGAGAGCUGAGCACAUAAAAGAGAACGGCGUUACUUUCCCGAGUCCGACAAUACCGAACGGCAUAAAGAUGAGCCCUCAGGAAUCCCGUCCUUCUUCACCAACAGCUUUGCCUGUUGCUCACGAGAAGGCUUUGCGAGAGAGGACGCCUGCGAGUAGCGGGGAGACCAUCACCAGCCUUCCCAUCAGUAUUCCCCUCAGCACAGUGCAGCCCAAUAAACUCCCUGUUAGUAUCCCCCUGGCCAGCGUAGUCCUACCUAGCCGUGUUGAGAAGGUGAGAAGCACACCUAGCCCAGUCCACCAGAACCGUGACUCCUUUUCGACACUUGAUAAACAAUAUGGUGCUAGUUCUCAUAACGGCAUGAGCAGUGUUGCUGCUAACAAGCCGCUGAUUUCGGCUACCUCAGGUUUUUCUUACAUGGCCAACGGGACUCUUUCGAACAGCCCCGCCCAGUUUAACCAUAGCAUCGAUCACGCGGCUCUGGAGGACACAUCCAGUUCAGGAAGCCUGUUCAAUUCAGUGGGAUCUCAGAGCUCUACCCCGCAGCACCCUUCCUUGCUGAUGAUGCCGUCGCGGAAUUCCGGGCAGAACUCGCCUGCUCACCAGCACUCACCGAGCCCUAGACUGAAUGGGGCCUCCCAGGGCCUGGGAGGGGUACUGCAGUACGUGGACUCCCAAAAGGCGUUUGCCGAAGGGGCCCGGGGGGACAUGCAGUCAGACAUGGCGUUCUCCGAUCCUGAAAGCGAGGGCAAGCGAAGGAUCAUCUUCACCAUCUCUCCUGCAACGGGAACCAUAAAGCACUCUCCCUCCAGUAAGCACAGCCCCCUUACUGCAAGCAUCCGGAUGGAGUGCAGCCAGGCCUACAUGCAGGACGGGAAGAAGCGUGGCCGGAGGAAGCGGUCCUCCACAGGAAUGCCUAACGUGAACUGCGGGGUGUCGCCAAAACGCAAAUCAUUGCCGGCAGUGGCCGGGCUCUUCACUCAGCCUUCGGGGUCCCCGCUUAAUAUUAAUUCAAUGGUCAGUAAUAUCAAUCAGCCUCUAGAAAUCACAGCCAUUUCCUCCCCGGAAAACUCCCUGAAGAACUCUCCUGUCCCGUACCAGGACAACGACCAGCCCCCUGUUCUGAAGAAAGAGAAGCCCAUUGUUCAAACGAAUGGGAUCCACUACUCACCGUUGACGUCUGACGAGGAGCACGGCUCGGAGGAUGACCACAACAGCACCCGAAUCGAAAGAAAAAUCGCAACGAUAUCACUGGACAGCAAAUCUCCACAAAAGCCAAUGGAUAGCAGUAAGUAUGGAAUGGUUGGCUUGUGUCCGCCUAGGAAGGGAACGUUACUUCUUCGUGGUCCUCGUGCCUCAGGUUCAUGGGUUUUGUGUCUACACAGAGCAGCAACUCAGAAACAUCCUGACCUGGCUAGAUCUGUCCUUCCAAGAGUGCGUGGGCUUUCUCCUGAAACAUGGCUGCUAUUAAUUUAGUAUAGGGGUGUCCAACUCUGGUUCUUAAGAUGU
Molecule: messenger RNA, 4411 nt
Organism: Sphaerodactylus townsendi
Lineage: Eukaryota; Metazoa; Chordata; Lepidosauria; Squamata; Sphaerodactylidae
Gene: DOT1L
Product: DOT1 like histone lysine methyltransferase
Exons: 27
Coding region: 407-4378 (1323 amino acids)
Biological process (GO): DNA damage checkpoint signaling; regulation of transcription regulatory region DNA binding; DNA repair
Cellular component (GO): nucleus
Molecular function (GO): histone H3K79 methyltransferase activity
Source: RefSeq, a predicted model, not a curated record